AUGUUGCGACGAUUUUCGACAUACAUACCCGGCACUAAUCGAAUGCCGCUCGGGGUGAUGUCCAAACGAUACACAGCAAAUGAUACAACCGCAGCAGCAGCAGCAGCAUCUCGCGUCUCUUCCUCAUCAAACACUAGCAAUCAGCAACACAUACCUGAAUUUCCUUUUUUUUUAUAUUUUAUAUCUUUUGACAUAGUCGUUUAUUCCACUGGAAUUGAUGAUACCAUUUCUGUUGCUUUCAGAUUAAUUUAUCCUGAUUUUAUUCCAACACCCAUAUGGGGUAGAAGAAAUGCGCUAAGAGAAGAACUGGAGCGAAUGGAUAUGCUGGAAAGGCGAAUGCAUCUUGACAUUCCUGAAUUCUAUGUCGGCUCCAUAGUUGCUGUGACAUGCUCUGAUGCGAAUAUGGGUAAUCGUCAGAAUAGAUUCCUCGGCAUUUGUAUAAAUCGAAGUCGUUCUGGACUCAGUCAUCGAUUCACGUUGAGAAACGUUGUCGAUGGACUUGGUGUUGAAGUAAUGUAUGAAUUAUACAAUCCAACAAUUCUCAAAAUUGAAACCAUCAAAUUGGAGAGGCGUUUGGAUGACGAUCUCACUUAUUUAAUGGAUGCACUUCCUGAGUAUAGCACUUUUGAUUUCAAUUUGGAACCUGUUGCGCAUCCCGCUGGUGCACCAGUUCCUGUUAAUCCUCUCAAGGUGAAAAUGAGACCGCCACCAUGGACGAAGAGAUGGGAAUUGUACGAGUUUGGGCGUUGUGAGAAAGUAUUAUUGAAUGUUAUUCAUGCGUUUGAAAAUUGGCAUUUUCAGGUGAAUGAUCUGCGAAAGUAUGAUCUGAUCGCAGAUCAUCGUGAGGUAGGUAGUGAUUUAGAAACUGAAAUGAAAAUAGAGCAGGAGAUGCAUCAGUUCGAAAGCAACAAGCAUCGGCUGGGUGCUACCAAACGACGAAUCCUGCGCUCAGCCGCCAAUACUAUAGUGCGUCGUUGA
Messenger RNA from Anisakis simplex (herring worm), 978 nucleotides. The record is from the annotation of a GenBank genome assembly. Lineage: Eukaryota; Metazoa; Nematoda; Chromadorea; Rhabditida; Anisakidae.